Brienomyrus brachyistius is the source of this 744-nucleotide messenger RNA. RefSeq names its product vitamin K epoxide reductase complex subunit 1-like protein 1. The transcript has 3 exons. Gene Ontology annotation, molecular function: vitamin-K-epoxide reductase (warfarin-sensitive) activity. The record is from RefSeq and is a predicted model, not a curated record. Lineage: Eukaryota; Metazoa; Chordata; Actinopteri; Osteoglossiformes; Mormyridae. Gene Ontology annotation, biological process: vitamin K metabolic process; peptidyl-glutamic acid carboxylation. The coding region runs from base 31 to 558 and encodes 175 amino acids.
GGAUGCGUACCCGCGCGACGCCGGAGAAAGAUGGCGGCGCCCGUCCUCAGAGUGUCUACCCCUCGGUGGGAAAGAAUAGCUCGGCUCUUAGUCUGCAUGUUCGGCAUGGUGCUGUCAAUGUACGCCCUCCAUGUAGAAAGGGAAAAGGCGAGAGACCCGAAUUACCAAGCCAUAUGCGACGUGAUCACUUCCAUGGGCUGCUGUAAAGUGUUCAACUCCAGGUGGGGUCGAGGAUUUGGGCUGUUCGGCUCAGUAUUUGGAAAAAACGGUGUAAUGAACCAGCCGAACAGUGUCUACGGCUUUGUGUUUUACAUAUUCCAACUGUUACUAGGGAUGACAGUGAGUGCAAUGGCAGCUCUCAUUCUCAUGACCACAUCCAUUGUGUCAGUAAUGGGCUCUCUCUACCUAAGCUACAUUCUUUACUUUGUGUUGAAAGAUUUUUGUAUUGUCAGCGUUAUAGCAUAUAUACUGAACUUGGUCCUUUUUGUUCUUAACUACAAGCGACUUGUUUAUUUAAAUGAUGCCUGGAAGCAACAACUUCACCCUAAACGGGACUAAAUUUCAGAAGAAGAGGAAGACAACAGCGAAGCAAUUGGAAAAAUGUGACUUUUGAUCAUUUAUUUUGUCAUUGGGAGAUCUUUUUUUUCCAGUUGCAUCGGUGAAACAGAAUAAGAUUUUUGUUUUUGUAAGCGCUAAUUUGAACACUGAAAGUGUGUGUGUGUUUGUAUAUGUGUGUAUGUAUAU